Molecule: messenger RNA, 375 nt
Organism: Vavraia culicis subsp. floridensis
Lineage: Eukaryota; Fungi; Microsporidia; Pleistophoridae
Exons: 1
Coding region: 1-318 (105 amino acids)
Biological process (GO): DNA-templated transcription
Molecular function (GO): DNA-directed RNA polymerase activity; nucleic acid binding; zinc ion binding
Source: RefSeq, a predicted model, not a curated record
AUGUACCAGUUCUGUCCUUUCUGUAGGACGCUUCUCCUUAUCAACAGGAUGAACGGCACGACCUCGUUCUGCUGUCGCACAUGUUCGUAUUCUGAAUCAGUUGGCCGUAUUCACGAACGAAUAGUGUUUGACAAGGAAAUUAAGGAAAGAAUCGUGUGGAAAGAGGAUGUAAUGCGUAGCAUGGCCAAAUGUGAGAAAAUAUGUGAGAAAUGCGGAUAUAAUACCGCUACUUUCUAUGAAAUGCAAACACGCAGCGCAGAUGAGCCCAUGACCAUUUUCUAUCAAUGUCUGCAAUGCAAAAAUACGUGGAAGGAGUAGAAAUGCUCCCACACGCAGGUUCAACCCAAUAAAAUAUAACAAUAAAGAUGUUUGCAC